Dendroctonus ponderosae (mountain pine beetle) is the source of this 1798-nucleotide messenger RNA. RefSeq lists its product as uncharacterized. The coding region runs from base 226 to 1728 and encodes 500 amino acids. NCBI's taxonomy places the organism in Eukaryota, Metazoa, Arthropoda, Insecta, Coleoptera, Curculionidae. The record is from RefSeq and is a predicted model, not a curated record. Gene Ontology annotation, biological process: sensory perception of smell. Gene Ontology annotation, molecular function: odorant binding. The transcript is spliced from 6 exons.
GAAUUCAUCAUGUACCAUAGAAGACAGCACAAGAUUUGGAGUGGUCUGGAGCGAAAAAAAUUUGCACAUUUGGCUUUGGGAGCUUCGGCUUUACCGUUAAAAAAUCAUCAGGGCAGGAUUCCGUUUUAUCUUGGAGAUAGACGUUGAUUUUGUUGUUCAUGAGAUGGUAUUUAAGCCGAUGAAGACGAAUGUGAAAAUCAUAUCUGUAAUUCUCAGCUAGUAGUGAUGAGAUCUUUUGCGGCUUGUUGUAUUUUGGUGGCUGUUCUGCAAGUGAGGGGUGCACCGCUGACUAAUGACCAGAAAGCAAAACUCGAUGCCUACCAGCAGGACUGCAUUUCCGAAUCCAAAGUCAACCAGCUCCUAAUCGAAAAAUCCAGAAAAGGCAUCUUCAGCGAUGAUCCCGCAUUCAAAAACUUCCUCUUCUGCUUCUCCAAGAAAGCCGGCUUCCAAGAUGCCAACGGCUUAAUACAAAAGGACGUUUUCGAAAGGAAAGUGAAGAUUGUGGUUGAUGACGAAGCUCUGGUAUCCAAACUGUUGGAGCAGUGUGUUGCACAAAAAGCCACUCCCCAAGAAACCUCCUACUACCUUGCCAAGUGCUUGAGGGAAGUGGCUCCUAAUAUGGAACUAUUCAAGGUGGCUCCCGAAGUCGUCUAUGUGUCCAAUGAAAAAAGCCGACAGGCUCUUCUUCAACACAAAGAAUGCGCCGCUCAGGAUCCUCUGGGCCAAGAAGCAAUUGAAGCAGCCCGAAAACAAGGCGUUCUUUUCGAAGACGCCAAGUUCAAAGACUACAUCUUUUGCUUCUCGAAGAAGAGCGGCAUUCAACGCGAUGAUGGUUCCAUUGAUAAGGACCUGUUUUACAAGAAGUUCGGCGAAGUCAUCGACAAACCCGCGAUAGUUGAUCAACUGGGCCAGAAAUGUCUUCUCGAGCAGGACACGCCUGAAAAUACCGCUCUGUUUGUUUCGAAAUGUAUUCAUGAGAAUUCACCAGUAUAUUUGGAAAUUUUCCCCCGAGACCUUCCAAUUCCAGAAGAAGCUGCGAAAGAAAUAAUCGCCCAUGGACGUGCCUGUAUCAAAGAGACUGGAAUCGACCGGGAAAUUCUGGAAAAGUCCCGUGAAGGCAUUUUCUCGGAAGAUCCCAUUUACAAAGAGUUCACGUUCUGCAUGGGGAAACAGGCCGGGUUUAUCAACGAAGCUGGCGAUGUGCUGAAGGAUGUUCUGAAGGAAAAGAGCUUGAAACUGUUCAAUGAUCCUGCUUUGGUUCAGAAACUCAUUGACCAGUGCAUUGUUAAGAAAGAAACUCCUCAGGAGACUUCCUACCAUGCUCAUGUGUGCCUGUACAAGAAUUCUCCUGGACAUUUAGCCCUCACCCAGUUCGGAGCCAUUUCGCAGGAAAAAAAGGAGAAAAAAGUCCAAAUCAUAAAAGAAUGCGCUGAAGAAAGCGGCGUAUCCCGAAGCGCUGUUUUAAGUGCCCGUAAAGGAGAUUUCCAAGACGAACCAUUACUGAAACAAUACUUUUUCUGCAUCAACAAAAAAUCCCAGAUUCAGAACGAGGCAGGUGAAUACAAGACUGACGUUAUCCGGAAGGGCUUAACUGAGCUUUUCAAUGCGGAGGAGGCCAAUAGGAUUAUCGAGAAAUGUGCUCGGAUUCAGGACAGUGCCUUGAACACAGCUUUCCAGAGUUUUAAGUGCUUUUACAAUGAAGCUCCGGAGAUUACUGGUGUUUUCUAAUGCCCCCUCGACCUCGGGUUUUAUAGAUUUUAAUUUAUUUUAUUUAAUAAAUGAUAAGCUUCUAUUCUAA